This is a messenger RNA of Stegastes partitus (bicolor damselfish), 3691 nucleotides long. Its product is annotated as zinc finger protein GLI2-like. Gene Ontology annotation, molecular function: DNA-binding transcription factor activity, RNA polymerase II-specific; RNA polymerase II cis-regulatory region sequence-specific DNA binding. The record is from RefSeq and is a predicted model, not a curated record. The transcript has 11 exons. Gene Ontology annotation, cellular component: nucleus. Lineage: Eukaryota; Metazoa; Chordata; Actinopteri; Pomacentridae. Bases 22 to 3639 code for a protein of 1205 amino acids. Gene Ontology annotation, biological process: regulation of transcription by RNA polymerase II; smoothened signaling pathway.
ACUCCGGAGAAAAAAGAGAAAAUGGACCUCAGCGGUUUCGCCGACAUGCCGAAGAAACCGGAGACGAGAGCCUCCCACCACAUCUUCCCCGGCUUCCACGCUCCGAUUCCCGUCGACAUCCGACACCACGACGGUCGCUACCACUAUGAGCCGCUGCACACCAUGCACAGCCCUGCAGGUUUGACCGGCAGCCCCGUGAUCUCCGACAUCUCCCUGAUUCGUCUGUCUCCGGCUGCCGUGGCGACCGGCGACUCCCCCUUCAGCCCGCCUCACCCCUACGUCCACCCCCACAUGGAGCACUACCUCCGGUCGGUGCACGGCAGCCCCACCCUGUCCAUGAUCUCCGCCGCCAGAGGCCUGAGCCCGGCAGAGCUGGCCCAGGACCACCUGAAGGACCGCGGGCUGUUCGGACUCCCGCCGCCCCCCGGCGCCGGUCCGGCUGAGUAUUACCACCUGAUGACGAGCCACCGGAGUCCGUACGGCGAGCUGCUGAUGCAGGGGGGCGGAGCCAAUGCCGCCGGGGCACACCUGUCCGACUACAUCACCCCCAUCGACGUGUCGAGGUUCUCCGGCCCCAGGCUGACGCCCCGCCUCGGCAGGAAGAGGGCGCUGUCCAUCUCGCCGCUGUCCGACGCCAGCAUCGACCUGCAGACCAUGAUCCGGACGUCGCCCAACUCGCUGGUGGCCUACAUCAACAGCUCCAGGUCCAGCUCGGCCGCCGGCAGCUCGUACGGUCACCUGUCGGUGGGAGGCCUCAGUGAGCGUGUUGAAGGAGGCGGCUGUGCUGAGCGGCUGUGUUCUGGUUCUGUGCAGAACCGCCGCGGCCCGUCGGAGCUGAAGGACGAGGCGGACCGAGACGAGUGCAAGCAGGAAGCCGAAGCCGUUUACGAGACCAACUGUCACUGGGAGAGCUGCAGCAAAGAGUUCGACUCGCAGGAGCAGCUCGUCCACCACAUCAAUAACGACCACAUCCACGGGGAGAAGAAGGAGUUCGUGUGCCGCUGGGACUCGUGUUCUCGUGAGCAGAAGCCCUUCAAAGCUCAGUACAUGCUGGUGGUUCACAUGCGGAGACACACGGGGGAGAAGCCGCACAAGUGCACGUUUGAAGGCUGCUCCAAGGCCUACUCCCGUCUGGAGAACCUGAAAACCCACCUGCGCUCACACACCGGAGAGAAACCGUACGUCUGCGAGCACGAAGGCUGCAACAAAGCCUUUUCCAACGCCUCGGACCGAGCCAAGCACCAGAACCGGACCCACUCCAACGAGAAACCGUACGUCUGUAAGAUUCCGGGCUGCACGAAGCGCUACACCGACCCGAGUUCGCUCAGGAAGCACGUGAAGACGGUCCACGGCCCCGAAGCCCACGUCACCAAGAAGCAGCGCAGCGAUCCGCCGCCGAGGCCGCGAGAGAACGGCGAGAACGAGACGGAACCUCGGGACAGGACCCGGAGCGACGACAAGAUGGCCGACAGCGGCGCCCCCAGAGGCCUGGAGGACUUCCUGCACGUCAAGGGCAUCAAGACGGAAAACUCGGUGGUGUAUCAGUCCAGCCCUGGCGGUCAGUCAUCAUGUAGCAGCGAACCAUCACCACUUGGCAGCGCCGCCAACAAUGACAGUGGAGUAGAGAUGGCGGCGCUCAGCGGGGGGAGUCUGGGGGACCUCAGCACCCUCGAUGACCUCGAUGAAGGAACCGGCGGCGGCGGCGGCGGCGGCGGCGGCGGUGUCACGGCGGCGAGUCUACACUUCAGGAAGCAGCUCAGCACCAGCUGGCGCCUCGAGCAGCUCAAGACAGAGAAGCUGAAGGCGGUGAUGGACUCCUGUCGGUGGGAAAACAACCCAACAGAACCAGGCCUCGGCACCAAACUCCCACCGAUACCAACCAGCGGGUCGAUCCUGGACAGUCCCAGUAUGUGUGGCGGUCCGGUGUCCUUCCCUGGUUCCAGUAAAGUGACGGUGGUGGGAAACCUGUCAGACCGACGCAACAGCACUUCCAGCACCUUGAGCUCGGUUUACAGUCGCCGCUCCUCAGGCAUCUCCCCUGGUUUCUCCAGCCGGCGCUCCAGCCAGGCCUCCCAGUUCGACCGCCUCGGCAACGGCAGCUCGGCGGACUCCUAUGACCCGAUCUCCGCCGACAUCUCGCGGCGCUCCAGUCAGGCCAGUCAGUGUAGGGGGAGGCUGGGAGGCUAUGGGAGCCCCCUCAGCCUGACGCCAGUGCAGCACUACCGUCUCAAGGCCAAAUACGCCGCCGCCACUGGGGGGGCGCCACCGACGCCUCUUCCACACAUUGACCACAUGUGUCCGAAGAGCCACUCGGCCCUGUAUGGUGACUCCCAGGAAUCCUCCAACAGAGUCCUACCUAACAGGCAGAACGGCAGCUAUGCAACCCGGAGCAUGAUGCCCCACGAGGUCCCGUCAAACAUCCCCCGCAGAGCCAGUGACCCGGUGAGACAGCUGGCGAUGGAUCCUUCCAGCCGACCUCCAAUGCAGCGCUACAACAGCAUGGGCACGCUGGGCAGUGACGCGAUCAUGCAGACCCGUCUGCCUCCUGCAACAGACUGCCGGCAUUCGUCCCAGCAAGCCUCCGUCCACAGCUUCCCUUCCAUCCCGGACGAAGACCUGCCGCUGCCCAACCUCCGCAACGCAACCGACAGAGCGUCAACCGAUCACCGAGAUUUUCAGGGAGCCUUCGCCCUCCAGCAGCAGUUGUGCCGCCAGAGAAGGAUGAACCUGAACCAGUCCACUCAGGCUCUGCCCUCUUCGAGUCCAGGGAUGUGUCCGUCGUCGCUGAGGAACAACAUACCCGUCCAGAACAAAGCCUCCUCAGGACUCAUGAAUGUCCGAAGAAACCUUGCCGUCCUCCAGCAAAACCAGAACUUUGAACCUCUCAGCCCCAACCAGCAGAUGAUUCCAAACAAGCCGCAGCAGAGAUGCGCUCAGCCGAACUUUUUCCAGAAUCUCAACGAAGCGGUCAGAUCUCAGUGCAGACUCAGCAAAGGCAUCAAUGGGUUUGACACAAAUGGGAACAGCACUUAUCUGAGCUCUGGCUGCAAACAGGAACCAGCUGACAUGGAGACUGUCGACAGGCACUUUGCUGAUGCUGGAUUUCAGCCGGUGCACGUAAAGAUUGAGGACUGUGAUGGAUCGAUGCUGGUUCUCCAGCCGAAGCCACCAACAGAACCCAAACCUCUGGUGAUGCAGCAAACAGCGAACCCACCAGAUUCCAAGUUCUCCACCACUUUCGGACUUCAGUGCAACGAUAACGCUGAUGCUUUGUACUACAUGGGGCAGGUUCACAUAUUUGAGCCCAACGGGAUCCUUCAUGUAUCCUCUGUGGUGGACGUACCUCCUUUUGAAAACAGCGUAGCGCCUCCCGGUUCGGGGGGCGAGCAGGCGACACUGGAGCAGAUCGACUUUGACGUCAUGCUGGAUGACGGGGAUCACUCCAGCCUCAUGUCGGGAACCCUGAGUCCAGGUCUGCUGCAGAGUUUGUCCCAGAACUCUUCCCGCCUCACGACACCAAGGAACUCGGUCACGUUGCCGUCGGUGCCGGCGGCGACGGGCAACAUGGCGAUUGGGGACAUGAGCUCCCUGUUGACGGCUCUGGCCGAGGAAAGCCAGUUCCUCAACCUGAUGUCUUAGCUCCACAGAAAACAGAACUUUUCAGUUUUCAGAACUCUUCAUGCACAACGAA